AUGGAAGAUGCGGUCCGUCCAACUGAACAGGCGUUUAAGGCUAUGUACGAGCGAGGUUAUCGCACUUGGUUCAGUCUUUACGAGAUGACAAUUGCAGACACCAAAACCCAUCAUCUUCCUUGGUGGGAUUGUGCAUUUCAGCUCGAGAAUAUAUUUCCCGACCACCCUUCCUUCCCAGAAAGCCUUGCAGUAGACGCGUCAUUUUCGAAUACUGUCAUUGCAACGGGGAUAUCUACAUGGAGAACCGCGGCGCAGGGACCCUGCGAUUUACCGUCCUUUGAUCAAGAGUUCUUUAUCCCAGUCGCGUCAGAUCGUCCUACGAUUCUCGCUAUCUCGGAUUCGGAUCCGCAACAGUCUACAUCUGUGUUCCCGCGAAGCUUCAGUGAGGACGACGACGAUCAUAUUACUGUGCUCAUACUUGCCUGGACCUACAUCCUUUCUGCACGGUGGGCCGAGAUCAUUCCCGGAGCGUCUGGGCCUGAAUACAGCAAUUGCGAGGCCGAAUGGGAUGACAAAAACCUCCCACCUGAAAGGGCCCCGACUGAUUCUACUGCAGCGAUUAUAGAUUUGGGUGAUAUUGAUGAUGACGCCGCUCGGUGGUGGGCAGCGGUCCUCGCCCCGGAAGGGGGUUGGAACGCAUCUAUUCCAAGUGAUAGGGGUCCCAUCCUCCACUCACCCUGGUAUACAAGGCUUGUAUCAGAACAACGCUUUACUCUUUCACGCGGCACGAAAUCUCGCCCCCUUCCGGCUCAGCAUCGUGCGGCAUCAUUCACCACCGCCUUGCGCUAUCUUUCUAGCUACCGCGAAUUCCAUCAAGUGGCUGAGCAGAGCCAUGCUGCUUUGGCUGCGACAUUACUUCUCCCUGUGGCCAGAUACGACAACAGAAGGGUUCAGUUACCGACCCCUCGAGUUCGCCGUAAAGAACGAGUCAACGAGACGAUCUGUAAGACUCCGGCAUGGAGCGAGAAUCUCAACCAACUGGACAGGCUCCUUACUCUAAGCUGCAACGCUGUAGGGACCAAAGCACUUCUGAACAGCGUCUUCUUCGAACCUGGUGUAGCAUGCAAUAUCUGUGGGGCAUGGUUGCAAGGGACAUUCGCAUUUCUCGACUCAGAGAUCGUGCAGGACCAGCAUAUCCUCCUACGUGUCUUGAUGAAGCGGGAUCCUAGUCUGGGAUUUCUCUGGCUUGGUGCUUUCAUCACCGGAGCACAGACGCGUGCUUUACAAGAGGCUCGUCAGGGCUGGUGGAAAAUCGACCUUCAUGUGGCAGCUUGGACCGGAACGCUUAUGUCUUUUAUACAAGAGCCUGUGUCAACACUGUCCCCUGAGACAGAAGAAAUCUCACGUGCUGACGAAUGUCGAUUGAUGUAUUUGUCCCACGACCAAUCCUACACUGUUCCUCCACUCUUUCCAUUCGCUCCGUUCGGUUCUACAGCGAUGACAGACACCAACAUCGACGUUCGUCAACAUGCACGAUGUGAGACAAGCCACGGCCUCGAAUACCAAGGUUUAACCUGGCGCUGUCGUGAUGGCCAGCGCACAGCUACCACUAUUCCUAGAAGAAUUCCCUUACGCACCAAAAACGGGCAGCAGCCAAGCGACGGCAAUAUCUCUGUCGUCACUUACGACAAUCUUGACAACGAGGAUGACGACUGUUCGGAAAUGGUGACGAGGAAUAUUUUCACUUGGCUGCGUGAUGAGGAUGGCUUUCCUGUCGCGGAGAGGCCCAUUCGUGAACACGAGUGGAUAGACAAUUUAGACUACUCGGACGAUGAUUGCCCGAUUACAGGGGAUGUCGAAUCUACAGCAGGAGGAGGCAAUCUGCAUGGAUGGCUGUUGAAGACAGUGACUAGACGGUCUAAUUCGCUCUAAGGGGUAUUGGAGGAGUGUUAUGUUCUCGCCGUCAGUGACGACCCUCUCGGAUAACUACUGUAAGGGAGCUGUAAUAUAGGGAGUGCGGGCGGCAGGUUACCCCUAACCAGCGUCGGUGUC
Amorphotheca resinae ATCC 22711 is the source of this 1992-nucleotide messenger RNA. RefSeq lists its product as hypothetical. The coding region runs from base 1 to 1872 and encodes 623 amino acids. The transcript has a single exon. Lineage: Eukaryota; Fungi; Ascomycota; Leotiomycetes; Helotiales; Amorphothecaceae. The record is from RefSeq and is a predicted model, not a curated record.